Molecule: messenger RNA, 4581 nt
Organism: Marmota flaviventris (yellow-bellied marmot)
Lineage: Eukaryota; Metazoa; Chordata; Mammalia; Rodentia; Sciuridae
Source: RefSeq, a predicted model, not a curated record
AGGUGCUAGGCAGAGUUGGUGGAGGUGGGCUCGCGGAGCCCAGUGAAAGAGGUGCGGAGGCUGGGGCGGGCCAGCAGCGGGCGGGGGAGAGGGGAGGCGGGGCUCGGAGCCUGAGAGGCUGUCCUUAGACAGCUCUUCUCAUGCCGGGCAGUUUGCUGCAUCUGGAGGAGCUCACUGGAGAAUCUCCAACAUCGGAGCGGGCCUUCAACUACCAUCCUACUACAUACUGAGGAGCAAAAUCGGAGACUCAGGGUGCCGACCAGCACCAGAGGCCCCACAAUGCAGGACAGACCAGGGGAGGGGGCCACCAUGCUAAGGACAUUCCUCAUCUUACUCUUUUGCAUUCGGCUGAGUCUAGGGAAGACACCGAUAGGAAUGGAACCUCAACCGGAGCUGUGGAUCGAGUCCAACUAUCCCCAGGCUCCUUGGGAGAACAUCACACUUUGGUGCAGAAGCCCCUCUCGGAUAUCAAGCAAAUUCCUGCUGCUGAAGGAUAAGACACAGAUGACCUGGAUCCGCCCUUCCUACAAGACCUUUCAAGUUUCAUUCUUCUUAGGUGCCCUUACUGAGUCCAAUACAGGUCUUUACAGGUGCUGCUACUGGAAGGAAACAGGCUGGUCAAAGCCCAGUAAAGUUCUAGAGCUAGAGGCACCAGGCCAGCUACCUAAGCCCAUCUUUUGGAUCCAGGCUGAGACCCCACCUCUUCCUGGAUGCAAUGUUAACAUCCUCUGCCAUGGCUGGCUGCAGGAUUUGGUGUUCAUGCUGUUUAAAGAGGGAUACGCAGAGCCGGUGGAUUACCAAGUCCCAACCGGGACAAUGGCCAUAUUCUCCAUUGACAACAUGACACCUGAGAACGAAGGGGUUUACAUCUGCCGCACUCACAUCCAGAUGCUCCCCACUCUGUGGUCAGAGCCCAGCAACCCCCUGAAGCUGGUUGUAGCAGGACUCUACCCCAAACCAACUCUGACAGCCUAUCCGGGGCCCAUGAUGGCACCUGGGGAAAGCCUGAAUCUCAGGUGCCAAGGGCCAAUCUAUGGCAUGACCUUUGCUUUAAUGAAGCUUGAAGACUUGGAGAAGUCCUUUUACCAUAAGAAGCCAAUAAAAAACGAGGCACACUUCUUCUUCCAGUCCCUGAAGAGCCAAGAUUCUGGACAUUACCUCUGUUUUUACUAUGAUGGGUCAUACAGGGGUUCACUCCUUAGUGAUAUCCUGAAAAUCUGGGUGACUGACUCUUUCCCCAAGACCCGGCUACUUGCUCAGCCCAGUCCUGUGGUCCAAAUGGGUCAGAAUGUGAGCCUGCGCUGUCAAGGACAAGUGGAUGGAGUGGGGCUUGCACUCUAUAAGAAAGGAGAAGACAAACCUCUUCACUUAUUGGAUGCCACCAGCAUCAAUGAUACCAAAUCAUUCUUCCUGAACAAUGUGACCUACAGUGAUAGUGGCAUCUAUAGCUGCCACUAUCUUCUCCCCUGGAAGACCUCGAUUAAGAUGGCAACACACAACUCUGUGGAGCUUGUGGUUGUAGAUAAGCCCCCUAAACCUACCUUAUCAGCUUGGCCCAGCACUGUGUUCAAGCUAGGCAAGGCCAUCACCCUUCAGUGCCGAGUAUCUCAUCCAGUACUUGAAUUUUCUCUGGAAUGGGAAGAAAAAGAAAAAUUCCAAAAAUUCUCAGCGGAUGGUGACUUCAUCAUUACUAAUGUUGAAGGGAAAGGCAUAGGCACCUACAGCUGCAGCUAUCGUGUAGAGGCACACCCUAACAUCUGGUCUCAUCGUAGUGAGCCUCUGAAGCUGAUGGGGCCAGCAGGCUUUCUCACCUGGAAUUACGUUCUGAAUGAAGCUAUCAGGUUGUCCCUAAUUGUGCAGCUUGUCGCCUUGCUGGUGGUAGUACUGUGGAUAAGGUGGAAGUGUCGGAGACUCAGAAUCAGAGAAGCCUGGUUGCUGGGAACAGCUCAAGGGGUCACCAUGCUCUUCAUAAUCACGGCCCUUCUCUGCUGUGCAGUUUCUUUUGCAGGACUGUGCAAUGGGGUAUUGACAGAAGAGACUGAAAUAAUCAUGCCAACCCCUAAGCCUGAGCUGUGGGCAGAGACAAACUUCCCUCUGGCCCCGUGGAAGAACUUAACCCUCUGGUGCAGAAGCCCUUCUGGCUCAACUAAGGAGUUUGUGUUGCUGAAGGACGGGACUGGGUGGAUUGCAACUCGCCCGGCCUCAGAGCAGGUCCGGGCUGCUUUCCCCCUUGGCGCCCUGACCCAGAGCCACACCGGGAGUUACCACUGCCAUUCAUGGGAGGAAAUGGCUGUGUCGGAGCCUAGUGAGGCGCUUGAACUGGUGGGAACAGACAUCCUCCCCAAACCUGUCAUUUCUGCUGCUCCCCCAGUUCGGGGCCGGGAACUGCAAAUCCGAUGCAAAGGAUGGCUGGCAGGCAUGAGUUUUGCUCUGUAUAAGGAGGGAGAACAGGAACCUGUCCAGCAACUUGGUGCCGUUGGGAGAGAAGCCUUCUUUACAAUCCAAAGAAUGGAGGAUAAAGACGAAGGCAAUUAUAGCUGCCGCAUGCACACUGAAAAGCGCCCCUUUAAGUGGUCUGAGCCCAGUGAGCCCCUGGAGCUUGUCAUAAAAGAAAUGUACUCCAAGCCCUUCUUCAAGACAUUGACCAGCCCUGUGGUCACCCCUGGUGCCCGAGUGACUUUCAACUGCUCCACCCCUCACCAGCACAUGACCUUUAUUCUUUACAAAGAUGGCAAUGAAAUAGCAGCCAGUGACCGGUCUUGGGCAAAUCCAGGGGCCAAUACAGCUAACUUUGUGAUCGAUUCAGUGGGCAUUGGUGAUGGAGGGAACUACAGUUGCCGCUAUUAUGACUUUGCUAUUUGGUCUGAGCCUAGUGACCCUGUGGAGCUGGUGGUGACAGAAUUCUACCCCAAACCUACUCUCCUGGCACAGCCAGGACCUGUGGUACUUCCCGGGAAGAAUGUGACCUUGCGCUGCCAAGGGAUUUUCCAGGGCAUGAGGUUUGCCCUUUUGCAGGAGGGAACCCAGGCUCCCAUGCAGUUCCAGAGUGCCUCUGGCAACUCAGCUGAUUUCCUCCUCCACACUGUCAGCACAGAGGACUCUGGAAACUACAGCUGUAUUUACUAUGAGACAACCAUGUCCAACAGGGGCUCAUAUCUCAGUAUGCCUCUUAUGAUCUGGGUGACUGACACAUUCCCCAAACCAUGGCUGUUUGCUGUGCCCAGUUCUGUGGUCGCCAUUGGGCAGAAUGUUACUCUCUGGUGCCAAGGUCCUGUCCAUGGAGUAGGGUACAUUCUGCACAAAGAAGUUGGACCCACUUCAAUGCAGCUCUGGGGAUCCACCAGUAACGAUGGGGCAUUUCCCAUCACCAAUAUAUCUGGUGCUAGCCUAGGGCAUUACAGCUGUUACUACCACCCUGACUGGACCAGCUCUAUCAAGAUACAGCCUAGCAACACCCUGGAACUCAUAGUCACAGGCUUGCUCCCCAAACCCAGCCUCUUAGUCCAGCCUGGUCCCAUGGUGGCCCCCGGAGAAAAUAUCACUCUUCAAUGUCAAGGGGAACUGCCAGACUCAACAUUUGUCCUACUGAAGGAAGGGUCUCAAGAGCCCUUAGAGCAACAGAGGCCAAAUGGGUACAGGGCUGAUUUCUGGAUGCCAGUGGUGAGAGGUGAAGAUUCUGGGAUCUAUAGCUGUGUUUAUUAUUUGGACUCUGCUCCCCUUGCUGCUUCAAAUCACAGUGACUCCCUGGAGAUCUGGGUGACCGAUAAACCUCCUAAACCCUCUCUGGCAGCCUGGCCCAGCACUGUGUUCCAGCUAGGGAAGGACAUCACCCUUCAGUGCCGAGGCCCCCUGCCGGGUGUCGAAUUUGUCCUGGAACAAGAGGGAGAGGAAGCACCUCAGCAAUUCUCAGAGGAUGGUGACUUUAUCAUCAACAACAUGGAAGGAAAAGGCAUUGGGAACUAUAGCUGCAGCUACCGCCUCCAGGCCUUCCCUGAUAUCUGGUCUGAGCCUAGUGAUUCCCUGGAGCUGGUGGGAGCAGCAGGACCUGCUGCUCAAGAAUGCACCGUGGGUAACAUUGUCCGAAGUAGCCUGAUUGUGGUGGUUGUGGUAGCCUUGGGGGUGGUGCUAGCCAUAGAGUGGAAAAAGUGGCCUCGACUCCGAACCAGGGGCUCGGAGACAGAUGGAAGAGAUCAGACUAUAGUCCUUGAAGAGUGUAACCAAGAAGGAGAACCAGACACCACUACUAACUCUCCCUCCUCAACCUCUCAGGGAAUCUCAGUGGAACUUCCAGUCCCCAUAUAAUAAUCCCCUUUACAAGAGCUUUCCUCUCCUUUCCUUUACCCUCAGAGACCUGGAAAUCCAGCUGAUUACCCUGAGUGUCAACCCUAUCUACUGCUCCUUGACCUCUAAUCACCUGAGCUGGGUGAAGGGGAUUCUGGGAGUUGCAAGCUCUACCAGGAUGAGAUGUUUCCCAAAGAGAGGUUCCUUACCCCUAUAACUCCUCACUGUACUGAUUCACUGGUGCAUGGAAUUCUAUUAAAAUGUAUUCUUCUGAAUAAAGAGAGUAUUCACUAUAUAACU